Molecule: messenger RNA, 3527 nt
Organism: Caenorhabditis sp. 36 PRJEB53466
Lineage: Eukaryota; Metazoa; Nematoda; Chromadorea; Rhabditida; Rhabditidae
Source: the annotation of a GenBank genome assembly
AUGGGAGUUCCCGCAUUCUUCCGUUGGCUAACAAAAAAAUAUCCGGCGACGGUGGUGAACGCUAACGAGGAUCGUCGUCGUCUCGAUGACGGAACUCGUGCUCCAGUGGAUUGCACCCAACCGAAUCCCAACUUUCAAGAGUUUGACAAUCUCUAUCUGGACAUGAACGGUAUUAUUCAUCCGUGCACGCAUCCGGAAGAUCGUCCGCCGCCCAAGAACGAGGACGAAAUGUUCGCGCUCAUUUUCGAGUACAUCGAUCGCAUUUUCUCGAUCGUUCGUCCGAGAAGAGUAAGUUGUGUCGAAUUUUUCCAGAUAAUUGCAGAAAAAAACUUUUGUAGCUUCUGUACAUGGCAAUCGACGGAGUUGCGCCGCGCGCGAAGAUGAAUCAGCAGCGGAGUCGUCGUUUCCGAGCGAGUAAGGAGGCGGCAGAGAAGGAAGCCAGCAUCGAAGAGCAGAGAAGACGGCUCAUCGCCGAGGGCAUCGCGGCGCCGCCGAAAAGGCCGAGGAGGCGCAUUUCGACAGCAAUUGCAUCACUCCCGGCACACCGUUCAUGGCCAGACUCGCCGAUGCGCUCCGAUAUUACAUCCAUGAUCGGGUCACCAACGAUCCCGCCUGGGCCAAUAUUGAGGUGUGUAGGCUGCACGGAAAUUGAGAGGAUUUUUUCAGAUUUUUUUGAAAUUACUUGCUAGUUAGCGAUGUGAAAAAUGAAAAGAAUCGCAACGCGGACACGUUUUUUGCAUUUUUGACAUCGCUGAAUAACGUCUUUAGAAUUUAAAACUUUGAACUAGGCUGGUCGAACAGGCGAUUUAGGCACCUGUUUUUUCAAGCGCCUGUUCGACCAGCCUACUUUGAACUAAUAGAGUAAAUUUCGGCUAAAAACGUUCAAUAUUCCAGAUCAUUCUCUCGGACGCGAACGUGCCGGGCGAGGGCGAGCACAAGAUCAUGGACUACGUGCGCAAGCAACGUGGCAAUCCAGCGCACGAUCCGAAUACUGUGCACUGUCUGUGCGGCGCCGACGCCGACCUGAUCAUGCUCGGAAUCGCGACGCACGAGGCCAACUUCAACAUCAUUCGCGAGGAGUUCGUUCCCAAUCAACCACGCGCAUGUGAUCUAUGCGGACAGUACGGACACGAGCUGAAAGAGUGUCGGGGCGCCGAGAACGAGACGGACCUGGGCGACGACUACUGCAAACCGGAGCAGCGCGAGAAGAACUUCAUCUUCCUGCGCAUCCCCGUGCUCCGCGAGUACCUCGAAAAAGAGUUGUACAUGCCGAACCUUCCCUUCGAGUUCAACGUGGAACGCGCGCUCGACGACUGGGUCUUCCUCUGUUUUUUCGUCGGAAACGACUUCCUGCCACAUCUUCCGUCGCUCGAAAUCCGCGAAGGCGCAAUCGAUCGGCUCAUCAAGCUCUACAAAGACAUGGUCUACCAGAUGCGCGGCUACCUGACCAAAGACGGAAUUCCCGCAAUGGACAGGGUCGAGAUGAUCAUGAGUGGGCUCGGCAAAGUCGAGGACGAGAUCUUCAAACGCCGACAGCAGCAAGAGGAACGGUUUAGGGAGAACGAGAAGGCGAAGAAGGCGCGGUUCGGGAAUGAUCGAGGACGAGGGCGUGGUCGUGGUCGUGGACGCGCACAGCAUCCGGCCUACGUCCCGACGCAAGGGAUUCUGGCGCCAAUGUCGGCGCCGAUGCAUCAUUCGGGCGAGUCCACUCGUCAUAUGGCGUCGGACGCGCGGCAACAGGCGAUGCGGUACACGGACGACGCGAACGCACAGGCGGCCGCCAACCUGAAGGCGUUGCUGAACGUCAAGGGCGAGGAGUCGCCGGCGGAGGCGAACUCGCGGAAGCGGAAGGCUGACGCGCCACUGAUCAUUCCGGACAACGAGCAGGAGGAGGAGGAGCCGGCGGACAACAUUCGGCUCUACGAAUCUGGCUGGAAGGACCGCUACUAUCGCGCCAAGUUCGACGUGGGCAGCGAUGACGUUGAGUUCCGACAUCGGGUUGCGUGCGCGUACGUGGAGGGUCUCUGCUGGGUGCUCCGCUACUAUUAUCAGGGGUGCGCCAGCUGGGACUGGUAUUUCCCGUACCACUACGCGCCGUUCGCCAGCGAUUUUGAAACGGUCGCCGAGUUCUCCCCGGAUUUUUCGCGCAAAACGAAGCCGUUCAACCCGUUGGAGCAGUUGAUGAGCGUGUUUCCGGCCGCCUCGAAGCAGCACCUGCCCGUCGAAUGGCAGAAAUUGAUGAUUUCGGACGAGUCGCCGAUCAUCGAUCUGUAUCCGGCCGACUUCCGCAUCGACUUGAACGGCAAGAAGUUCGCGUGGCAAGGCGUUGCCCUUUUGCCGUUCGUCGACGAGCAACGUCUCCUGAAGACCCUGGAAUCCGUGUAUCCGACGUUGACGGAUGAGGAGAAGGAGCGCAACACGCGCGGCCCGAACCGAAUUUUUAUCGGCCGCAAUCACAAAUCGUUUGAGUUCUUCCAACAAAUCGCGCAAUCGGGCGAGGGCGCCGAGAUGGUCGACCUGGAUCCGUCGCUUCUGAACGGAGUCAGUGGAAAGAUCGCCGCCGAUUCUACGGCCGUCGCACCAGGACAGCCCUUCGUUUCACCCGUCAAUCACGAGGAGUGCCCCGAUUUGGCUGUAAGGAAAUUUAGAAGUUCCAGCUCAAAAUUUGAAAAUAAGGGCUCAAAAACAGUUGGGGAAGUAUGCAUUUUUGGAAAAUCCACAUUUAGAGCUAUCGUACAUUUUUCAAGAAUUUUCAGAAACAACUAGACUGUUUUUGCGAGAAUCCUAGAAACAUUUUUGAAAAAAUCUCAUCCUUCCUCCAAUUCCAGACAAAUUGCGGCAUUUGCGUGCUGUACGAGGACCCCGAGUACCCGGACGGCUACAUUUUCCCGGCGGUCCGUCUGGCGGGCGCUAAGGAGCAGGAGAAGACGUUGCGGCCGGAAGACUGGAAUACCGAGAGAGACGGCCGUUCCGCCCGCAGAUCGGCUUCAAUCGGAACGCGCCGCGUGGCGGACUGGAUCAGUCUGGACACCGACAAGUGCAAUAUCACGUUCGCGGAGCACAGAACGAUCGGAUGGGCGGCGGCGACAACUGGGGAACCAACAGUUAUCGCGGCGGCGGAGGAUACCAUCGGAGUGGCGGAUACGAGGAUAGAAAUGGCGGCGGAGGGGGAGGAUACGAUAGAAGACCCGAUUUUGGAAGGAAUUAUGGCGGAAGAGAAGGUGAAACACACAAUUUCUUCACAAUUUCUCUGCGGUUUCCCGAAUUUUUGCAGCACUUUUACAAUUCUCGAUAACAUUUUUUUUGCAGGCGGCGGCCCCCAACGAUACCACGAUCAGCGUCCUGGCGGCGGCAACAACAACUAUCAGCACCAUCAACAGGCGCCACGUCAUCAUCAACAACAGGAUCAGUACAGAGGCGGCGGAUAUCCACGUGGCGGCGGCGGUCCGCCCGGAUAUUCCCGACCACCGUACCAGGGAGGAAGAGGUCGCGGAGGAGGAUACCAAGGAAACGCCUCGUGGAGAUGA